CAUCUGCUUCCUAAAAUCUAUUCCUCAAUCACAUACAUACAAGGGAGGGAUCGCUAUCUGAAAUCCUCUUCUUGCAUCUGCCAAGUCUGAUAUUAUAUCUGUCUACCAAAGAAAGCGAAAGCAUUGUGAAAUUUAGUCUCUGUCGGUCCAAGGAUCCUGUUUGGGUUUAAUUGUCCCAUACUUGUAUUGACUGUUAGUUUUGCAAAGCAGCUGCUAAGAAUACAUUUUGCGCUAGCACGGAACGAGCGAUGGCGACAAACGAGAACCUUCCUCCAAAUGUCAUUAAACAACUGGCAAAGGAGCUUAAGAAUCUCGAUGAAACCCCUCCAGAAGGCAUUAAAGUUGGUGUAAAUGAUGACAACUUUUCAGUUAUAUUCGCUGACAUUGAAGGCCCUGCUGGGACGCCGUAUGAGAAUGGCCUUUUCCGAAUGAAGUUGAUAUUGUCACAGGAUUUCCCACACACUCCUCCAAAAGGCUAUUUCUUGACCAAGAUUUUUCAUCCUAAUAUAUCAUCCGUUGGUGAGAUCUGUGUUAAUGCAUUGAAGAGAGACUGGAAUCCCACCCUUGGCUUACGACAUGUUUUAAUCGUGAUCAGAUGCUUACUGAUCGAACCAUUUCCAGAAUCGGCUCUAAAUGAGCAGGCUGGCAAGAUGCUGCUAGAAGAUUAUGACGAGUAUGCCAGACAUGCGAGGCUUUUCACUGGGAUACAUGCUGUAAAGCCAAAGUCAAAGCUGAAAUCCGGAGCAAUUUCCGAGCCACCAGCUGCGUUGAACGUGGACCAGACGAACACCUCGGCAAAGUGUGCUGAUCAAAAGACUGCCAUAUCUGGUGGUGCUCCCCCGUUGCCCACCCCAUUGGCCCCCAAAGCAGAGAACAUGCAAGAUCAGUCAGUAGCUAUGCUGUCAUCAACUGAGAUAGUAGGAGUGAGUGGAUCAGAAGCAGCUGCAGCUAUGCUGAAGAAGGAGGCUGCGCUAAUGAAGGUUCCGGCAGCAGGCAAGAAGAAGAUAGAUGCUAGAAAGAAAAGCUUGAAGAGAUUAUGAAACAGCCCUCUGUGUGUGUUUGGUUUCUUCUUUUUUUAUCAAUCUGUACUAUAAAGAUGGGAGCUUUUGGAUAACAUAUACGUCCAUGUUCCUUUUC
Molecule: messenger RNA, 1137 nt
Organism: Salvia hispanica
Lineage: Eukaryota; Viridiplantae; Streptophyta; Magnoliopsida; Lamiales; Lamiaceae
Product: ubiquitin-conjugating enzyme E2 22-like
Source: RefSeq, a predicted model, not a curated record